CUGGGGAGCGCGCUAGGGCUUCAUCGGUGAGCAUUUAGCACAGCGGCCGCCGCGGCUCGCAGGAUCGAGCGAGUCUAUGAGAGAAUUGCCGUCUAAGCGCGUGACAAGAGUUGGCCAAGUGAGGAAUCCACGAUGUCUAAGUGCUGCGAUAAGAUGAAUGUCGACUUCAGCAUGGAGAAUGAACCAUGGUGGAGAAAUGUGGUUGCAGAGAUGAAUGAUAUCAAGUUCCCGAUCAACCAAGAGAAAACAAGCGAGCAGAUGGUAGCUGUGCUAGCAGGUUGUAUUGGGCGUGACAAAUUCGCAUCCAAGACGGCAUUCGAGGAGGCACUCCUCAGAGGCAGAAUAACGGAGAAUGAUAUAGCGGAGAUUCACAGAGCGUUGAACGUGACAGACUUGGACAUGGAUGGAGAGCGUGGAGAAUACCGCACACAGAUGGUUUAUACCAUUAAACUGGAACUCUCUCAAGGUCAACUCCGGAAGAAGGAACAACUCCCCUAUCUUCAUCCAAGUUUGGUGCGGCAAAGAAUGGCAUCAUUUGUGGACUCCUUCAACUAUGCUCUCAACACCUUGAACCUGGAGUUGAAGGCUUCUUCCCCGGAACUAAGAGUUUCUGCUGCUAUCAAGCUUGCUGCUGCUGUAGCAAAGGAGUUUCUUGAGAUUCAUCCUUUUGUUGAUGGAAAUGGGAGAGUGUCUCGCGUGAUGAUGGCAGGCAUUAUGUUCCAUGCUCUCGGUAUUCACUUCACCAUACCAAGCGGCCUGUUUUUCGGCUGGUUAUUGCAAAAGAGUCAAGUGAGGAGGACUCCACCGUAUGAAGUGGCAACAUUCAUGCUGGAUAAGUUCUAUGAGCAGGUGACUAGUGGAUUCUGCCAGCAAUAGCACACCUUGACCAAGGACCUGCAGCAUCAAGAUCAUCCAUAAGCUUGGAUCACACUCACCUUAGAGUAGUCGUACUUUAGCUUGCUGAGACACAGUAGCAUGUAAGUGUCAUUUCUUUAACCAGGUAGCAGUGGAUUUUUUUA
Messenger RNA from Selaginella moellendorffii, 1019 nucleotides. RefSeq lists its product as uncharacterized. NCBI's taxonomy places the organism in Eukaryota, Viridiplantae, Streptophyta, Lycopodiopsida, Selaginellales, Selaginellaceae. The transcript has 6 exons. The record is from RefSeq and is a predicted model, not a curated record. The coding region runs from base 133 to 876 and encodes 247 amino acids.